Acanthaster planci (crown-of-thorns starfish) is the source of this 6790-nucleotide messenger RNA. Its product is annotated as dihydropyrimidinase-like. The record is from RefSeq and is a predicted model, not a curated record. Gene Ontology annotation, cellular component: cytoplasm; cytosol. Gene Ontology annotation, biological process: pyrimidine nucleobase catabolic process. Lineage: Eukaryota; Metazoa; Echinodermata; Asteroidea; Valvatida; Acanthasteridae. Gene Ontology annotation, molecular function: dihydropyrimidinase activity.
UGGAGGAUGUGCGCAUAACCUGGCUGAAUUUCUCCCAUGUGCUCUAGCUGACAGAGCAUGUGUUCGGUAUCCAUUGCAUAGAACUCUUUAAUACAUAUUGCUUGAGGAGGAGUCUGUGUGUCUACCAGACCAGAGUGAAGCUUGCUGGGUCUUGGGACAACCGGAGUUGCCGUCAUUUUUGUUGGGGUCGUGAGAGAAUCCCAACAAAGCUACAAAAAGACAUACAGCCGGUGAGUGUCCAUAGACAUUUCUAAGACUGUGUUGAGUGGAACUGAGGGACAGUAUAGUUAAAACAAAUUUAUUGCAAUGGCCGAAAGACAGACUUCUGACCAUGCUGGCGCGGUCUUCCAAACUCUGGGUGACUCCCCUCGCCAUGCUCCCCGCAAGAUGGGCUCCAUGUUUGAGACCGUCGCGGGCGGAGGCAACUCGCUGCAGUUCUCCGAGGAGAAGCCCCGCCCGCAAUCUGCCAAGAAGGAUGACAAGGGCAUGGACUCGCCACGUAAUCCCCGCAAGCCGAUGGGCUCUAUGUUCACCACUGUCGAGGCCAACCAGGACAGCUUCAAAUUCCCCUCAGAGCGGGGUGAGGGGCGUCCCCGCCCGCGCCAGGAUUCCGGCGCCGGCACCGAGUCGGACGGCUCAGGUUACUCCUCGCCUCGGCAUGGGCGCAGCCGUGUCAAGGGCUCCAUGUUCGACACAGUGGAUGGGGGUGGCAACUCGCUCCAAUUUGACUCGGAGCGGAAGGUCGGCAGCGCCCAGCGGAGCGACUCGAGAACGAGCAACGUCAGCGACUCUCCUAGGCACACCCCACCCGAUGCCGUCUUCAACAUAGUGGAGCAGGGCAGCGGCAACCUGGAAGCGGGGAAGGACCACAAGCGAGACCCCUCGCCCAUCUUCGAGAGGACGCCCCGGGUGAGGAACACGCCCACCCAGAGCAAGUCGUGCGGUGGGGGGCCCGAGAGCACCGACGGGGGUACCAUCCCCAGGGACAUGACCAUGAGCAUGGUGCCAGUUGACGAAGAUGCGGAGUCACUUUGUGAUAUGGAUUCAGAAAUGGCGGCGACGGCUCAAGCUCGUAUCCUGAUCAAAGGAGGCAAGGUGGUCAAUGCCGACCACUCCUUUCAUGCGGACGUCUACAUUGAGGAUGGAACCAUUCGACAAGUUGGCAAGGACCUCAUCACCCCUGGUGGUGCCAAGGUCCUGGACGCCAAGGGCAAGCUGAUCAUUCCUGGAGGGAUCGACACUCACACCCAUAUGCAGAUGCCCUUCAUGGGCACCGUGGCUAUCGAUGACUUCUACCAGGGAACCAAAGCUGCCUUGGCUGGAGGAACUACCAUGAUCAUUGAUCACUGCCUCCCGCAGAAGGGCGAGCCACUCUUGGAAGCUUACGAGAAGUGGCGUGGCUGGGCUGACCCCAAGGUCUGCUGUGACUACUCCCUUCAUGUGGGCGUGACCUGGUGGGGGGAUGGCGUGGCUGAGGACAUUGCCACCCUGUGUCAGGAGAAAGGUGUGAAUUCCUUCAAGAUGUUCAUGGCCUAUAAGGGAGUCUUUAUGCUCUCAGACGAUGAGUUGUACAAAUCCUUCAGCAUAAUCAAGGAAAACGGGGCCCUGGCCUUGAUGCAUGCAGAGAACGGGGACAUCAUUGAUGAGAACACCAAGAAGAUGCAAUCUCUGGGUAUCACUGGCCCAGAGGGCCACCUCCAGAGCCGACCGGAGGACGUGGAGGCCGAGGCUACCACUCGGUCGAUAUGCAUAGCCAAUCAGGUUAACUGUCCCCUGUACAUAGUGCAUGUUAUGAGCCGCAGUGCCGCCGAUGCCAUACGAAAGGCCAGGAGCGAAGGCAAAGUGGUUUUUGGUGAGCCCAUCGCUGCCUCGCUGGGCACAGAUGGAUCCCACUACUUCUGUAAGGACUGGCGCCAUGCGGCCGCCCACGUCAUGGGGCCACCGCUGCGACCUGACCCCACUACCCCGGGCUACCUGAUGGACCUUCUAGCAAACGGUGACCUGCAGCUCACGGGGACAGACAACUGCACCUUCAGCUCGGACCAGAAGGCCUUGGGUAAGGACGACUUCAGUCGUAUACCCAACGGGGUCAACGGCGUGGAGGACAGGAUGUCGGUCAUCUGGGAGAAGGGCGUGGUAACUGGGAAGAUGGAUGCCAACAGAUUUGUCGCUGUAACCAGCACCAAUGCAGCCAAGAUCUUCAACAUGUACCCACGCAAGGGUGUCAUCCAAGUCGGGGCCGAUGCUGAUAUCGUCAUCUGGGAUCCCGAGGCCACCCGAGUCAUCUCCAAAAAUACACACCACCAGGCUGUGGACUUCAACAUCUUCGAGGGCAUGGAGUGCCACGGUGUCCCUGUCAUCACCAUCAGCCAGGGACGGAUAGUCUGGGAGGACGGAGAGCUCCACGUGACACAAGGAGCUGGCCGUUUUAUUCCCCGCCCGCUGCAUGCCCCCGAAGCCUACAACAGGAUCUUGAUCCGCGAUAGGGUCAACCAGCCCAUCAAGGUAGAACGUGAGCCCUACGACGGUCCCGUCUGGACACCGGAAGGCCCCAAGAAGCAGACCAAUAUCCCCAGGAACGUCCCCGUGGCCCCGGCCGAAGAGUUUGCCAAUCGCAACAUCCCUGCCACCAAGGCAGGGAGUAGGGACCUGCAUCGGUCUGGCUUCAGCCUCUCCGGACGGCAGAUCGAUGACAACGUUCCACAUCGAGCAGCCCACAAGCCUCUGGCGCCACCGGGGGGCAUCUCUAGCAUCCAGUUUUAAGGAGGAACCUGCUCCAUAGCAACCAUUUCAGAUAGCACGAUAGCACAGCUGUAGUGAACCUUGUUGUAAACCUGCAAACUUUAAUAGACAGUCCAUUCCCUCUUCAGAGGUGACAUGUAUAUGAUAGUGCUGAUGGAGGUGAUCUGAUCCCGGUCAUUUCUUGAUCAAGAUCAUUUCUUGAUCAAGAUGCAUAAAGUAGCUAGGCAGGAAAAAGGAUUGCUUACUAAUAGACCCUGAAAGAGGAUCAGUACCAGUCCGGGAUUAAAGUUAAAAAGUUUUUGUUGAAGUGUGUUUCUGCUGAAUAAAAUUUUUUCCGCUCAGGACAAUUUGUGUGCUUUAUUAGCAAAUAUGGGUCCCUUGCAUAAAAUCUUACAAAGGUUUUCCACAACCCUUUCACUACCGUAGACUUCACAUAGUCUACUACCAGAUCCCAUGCACACACAAAAUUAACAUCAAGUACCCAUCUGUAUGUGCCCUAGAUAUUCCAGAGGCACCUGUUGGGGUGUCUUACUUAGGCAGUUACACAUUUGUGGAAGUCGUUCUGAAUGACAGACCUGCAGUUUGUUUGGCAAAGAGUUUCCCUUUUAGUAGAUCUUGUGAGCUCGUCAUCAGCUUCACAAGAUUGGCGUUGCUUAACACAGAAUAUCCUGGCCAGCUGACUAGGAGGGUUAACCUACGCAAAGAGAUACAUACAAGCUUUGUUAACUGAGGCUGAUCAGUGUUGUAGCGGAACUAAUCACGGUAAAACUCCCCACUCACCACACACAAUACCCCUUCCAUCACAGUCCAGAUUUGUAGGACACAGGUGCAAAAGGUGUUAUCAAUUUAAAAGUGGUUACCAAACUACUGAAGCCAUCAGAGUGAUACAUUGUACAUAUUCAUGGCACAGUGCACUGGGCUAUUUUUCAGUCUGAUUAGCACAAAAUCUUAUUGCAUGCAUGCAUGCACGCACGCACCUAGGCGCAGUAGACACACGUCCCCGUCAUUAGGUAGUAUGAAAGCUGCGGUCGUUAACAGGAAACCUACUUACCGGUACUUAGCUCUGUGUGGUCCUUUAUUGCAAAUGUAACAUACAUGUGUCUCUAUAGAAUUUGGAACUAUGAACAAGCCUGGAAAACCUCAGGGUUUUCCCUUCGAUGGUUUUUUUGAUAAUCCAUUUUCUUGCCAUAUGUAAUUUGCUACUGUGUCAUUUUUAUCACUGAAAGGAAAAAAACUGCCGAGAAAGAAGUUUUGAACUGAUGCUCUUCACGCUAGAAUACUUUCUGCCCCGAUGGAGUGUUCUUUCAUAGGUCCAGACUGCUUCUACCUUCAAGUCUGACACUCAUUUAGAUACCGUAUUUUGACUUAGUGAAUUUGAUGUCUCGUGUUCCUUCCGUCAGGGAUCUUUUUCGUGACUGUAGAGAACACAUAAGCAAAUUUUACGAGGAACAAACAACAGCAGGAUAAUGGAAGUAUUUUUGUAGCUUAGAGGUGAGGAAAUUGAACCAAAUAACAAAACCUUUUUUUUUUAAUUCCGAAUAUAUUACUGAUUUGUAGCACAAAAAUUUAGUAGACGUAGUCGCAUGUCACCUGUAUGCAAUUCAGAAAGCAAUGCACAGUAGAAGCUGAGAGCACUAUUAGCGUGUGUCAAUGUGUGAUUUCCCCCCAUUUUUUGGAGUUUUAAAAACAAGUGUUUUAUGUACAUAAUUGUUUCUGUUAAAGAUAUUAUUUGCUGAAGGUCUGAGACUUUAUCAUCACCGUGCAGAGCGUCACAUUUACUCGGCAAAAAGUGGCGUUGAAACAGCACCGUGUGGUGUUUACAUUAAACAGAGGUGUGCAAAUGCAGCUUUUUAGCUGAUUUCAGCAUUUUUUGUUUAGACGUUGACCUCCAAUUUCGGCUUUUUUGGUGCUCCUGCUGUGUACAAACGUAAGGGACUUCUUACAUUUCAGCUUUUUGCUUGCUGUUCGCAGCUUGGCCAGCAUCAGCAUGGCCACUCGCACCUCUGGUUAAACCCUUUCAGUGUUACACCACACUGUGUUAAUUUAACACCACCGUUUUUGCAGUGUAUGUGUUUGUGUACCAAGCACUUGGCGCUACGCUUGGAGAGGACAAAAAGGUGCAGACGUUAUAAUGUGGGCCCAAUGACUCAGGCUUUGGUCGUGUAUAAUUAUAUGAUGAGGCCUCUAGUUUGAUUUUUAAAUUUCUGCUAGGCCGUGCUACUUCUCUCUGAGAUUUUACUGUUCUUCCAAAAUGUGUAUUAAUUCGUGUAGCAGCUUUGAAGUGAUGUGUCUGAAAUGAAUCUCUUGAAUAUCAGCUUGUGAGUUGUGAUGGUAAUUAGACCAAAGGUCCAUAUUUUCUAAACUAGAUUGUUUCUAUGGUUUAUAUGUAUAUUCUAAUUAACCACGAGCGCUCGCCGCACAGUUAUAUUGUGACCACGUCUGAGUCCAAGCUGUGCUUUCCAACCAAGCGCUCUCCGAUUAGCUUAUGCGUUUAGCCUGGAGCCUACCAUGUUUUUCAUCGUGGCUAAUGUAUUGACACAGAAGUUUGCACUACGUAGCGCGGUCAAGGGGCCUUCACUACCCUGUAAUGUAAGUAGGCUAUGCAUGCCACAUGCGGGAUUACAGUGAAUGGGCAUUGCGUGGUGAUCGGUUCGCAUCAGGUGAACCAUGUUGAGGUAUAUCUUCAUACACAGGUUCAGGUCGCUAUCCCUCCCAUGCUUUAACACAGGUUUAAAUCGGCAGUUUUGGGGCAGGUUAAUAGAAGUCCCCCUCACAAGCAAGUCAGUUAGCUUGCUCAUAGAUUUGUCAAAAAUUUAGCAUGUACAUUGAAAAAUUCCGUGGUACUUAUUUCUAUAACGUUAUCAGUGUCAAGAAGCCAGUUCGGUAUUUCAAGAAGCCAAGGCCUUUCGGGAACAAAACGCGCGCGCGUGAGUCAGCGUAUGGCUACGCUGAUAGGGGAGACUAUUGCGCGCGCGCAUAGCUGUUCCCGAAUGGCCUCGCACUGGGCAUGCACUGUUUGAUUACCGACUUGGCUCAUUACGUAAGGUGGCCUUAAAGUAAUGGGAGCAGAAAGAGUUGUGUGUUUGGAAAGACUGAGUGUUCUGGUAGUGAGGAAUUGCUUGCACGUUCAGAAUAAAAAAAAUGAUAAGCAGUGUAAUAUAUAGACGUUUCAGAAUAAUAUGUAAACUGAAUUAGAGCGCAUUUUGACAGUGAUGCAGACGAAGCAAGUGGUGCUUUUUACAAUGGCAAAUCAAAAAUAGCAAACCUUUUGUCUAGGUUUCCCACUUUGUCUUGGACCGCAUUUUGAAUGCCCUUUCUUUUCAUAAUGGUUGACAUCUCACUACACAGGUUGAGAAACAGUGGUAUUUCCAGGUUGUAUAAACUCCGACCACAACCAAACACUUCCAAUAUACCCAUAACAGUUCCAAUGUUACCAACAUAUCUCAAAGACAUCUCACCGUAGAAGACACAAUCGGUAGAUAUAUCCUGAUAUUUCACUUACAGAUUUCUUUCUUUGUGAUAUUAACUCGGGAAGCCUCUGAGGUUUUUGAAGUGACCCGUAUUGUAAUGUGUCAAAUGGUGCGGGAUGUUCCGUGCUUGCAGUUUGAAAGGUGUCGCUUUGGCGUUGUAGCAAUGUUGAUUAUGUCAACAUGCACGAAGCAUUCUCAAAAUAAGACAUCCGUGAUUGUACAUCAAGCUACAUGUAGUUAUAUUGACGAGACAGCGGCCUUUCCAGUGGGCCUCCAUGUACAAACACUGCAUGCAAGGUCGAUGUGUUCUGAAUAGUGGUGCGUAUUUUCAUGAUCUAUAUCCAUUUCCAUGGUAACAGACUCUUAGUGUUUCGUCAGUGCAUGGUGUGUAAAUCGUACCUCGUCUAAAGUUCAAAUAUCAGUGUUUGGUAAUCAAGUGCUACUGGUGAGUGUAUCGCUUGCAGUCGAAACAAGCAAACCGUUUGUGUCUUUGUAACGAUUGAUGUAACACCAAUCACUUAUUGGUUAAAUUGAAUAAAAAAGAUCACGCCAGUUGGUAGAGAGAUUUGAUGAAUUAA